Prionailurus viverrinus (fishing cat) is the source of this 2142-nucleotide messenger RNA. It is a transcript of the gene GGA2, whose product is annotated as golgi associated, gamma adaptin ear containing, ARF binding protein 2. Lineage: Eukaryota; Metazoa; Chordata; Mammalia; Carnivora; Felidae. The transcript has 17 exons. Bases 87 to 1940 code for a protein of 617 amino acids. Gene Ontology annotation, molecular function: phosphatidylinositol binding; ubiquitin binding; small GTPase binding. The record is from RefSeq and is a predicted model, not a curated record. Gene Ontology annotation, cellular component: trans-Golgi network. Gene Ontology annotation, biological process: intracellular protein transport; vesicle-mediated transport.
GUCGGCAGCCCCGGAGCGCGCCGGACGGCGGCGGUGGCAGCCAGAGGGGAAGGGGCGGCAGUGGCUUGAACAGCGGGGUUUGGGCCAUGGCGGCGGCGGCGACGGUGCCAGCGGGGGCCGAGGCCGCGGCGGGGGCGGAGUCGGCCGAGGGGCCCCCGGGGCCGGCAGCAGCGCUGGAGCUGUGGCUCAAUAAAGCCACAGACCCAAGCAUGUCGGAACAGGAUUGGUCAGCUAUCCAGAAUUUCUGUGACCAGGUGAACACUGAUCCCAAUGGCCCAACCCAUGCACCCUGGCUACUGGCCCACAAGAUCCAGUCUCCACAAGAGAAAGAAGCUCUUUAUGCGUUAACGGUGCUGGAGAUGUGUGUGAACCACUGUGGGGAGAAGUUCCAUAACGAGGUGGCUAAAUUCCGCUUCCUCAAUGAGCUGAUCAAAGUGUUGUCCCCAAAGUACCUAGGGUCCUGGACCACGGAAAAAGUUAAAGGAAGAGUCAUUGAAAUACUUUUUAGUUGGACAGUCUGGUUUCCAGAGGAUAUCAAGAUCCGAGAUGCUUACCAGAUGCUGAAGAAACAAGGGAUUGUAAAGCAAGACCCUAAACUACCAGUGGAUAAAAUUUUGCCUCCACCUUCUCCCUGGCCCAAGAGCUCUAUCUUUGAUGCUGAUGAAGAAAAGUCCAAGCUUCUGACAAGGCUUCUGAAGAGCAAUCACCCUGAGGAUCUUCAGGCUGCAAACAGGCUGAUCAAGAAUUUGGUCAAGGAGGAACAAGAGAAAUCAGAGAAGGUGUCCAAGAGAGUCAGUGCUGUGGAGGAGGUACGGAGUCAUGUGAAGGUGCUGCAGGAAAUGCUAAGCGUGUACCGCAGGCCAGGGCAGGCCCCACCAGACCAGGAGGCCUUGCAGGUCGUGUACGAACGGUGUGAAAAGCUGCGGCCCACCCUGUUCCGGCUGGCGAGUGACACCACAGAUGACGAUGACGCACUCGCUGAGAUUCUCCAGGCAAAUGACCUCCUCACCCAGGGAGUUCUGCUGUACAAACAGGUGAUGGAGGGCCGUGUCAUCUUUGGGAACACAGUGACCAGCUCGGUGGGAGACCUACCUGUCUCCAGAGUCUUUCAGAAUCCAGCAGGCUGCAUGAAGAACUGCCCUCUGAUCGACUUGGAGGUGGACAGCGGAUCUGAGCAGGCUGGGACUGUGGCACCAUCUUUGCUUCACCAGGACCUGGCAGCCUUAGGACUCAGUGAUGCUCCAGUUGCUGACAAGGUUGCCGGUCAGAAUUGCUGUGAGGAAAAGAGGAAUCCCACUGCCAGCACACUGCCGGGUGGUGGUGUUCAGAGCCCUUCUGCAGAAAAGAACUUGCUGGAUCUCCUCUCCCCACAGCCAUGUCCAGGGCCUCUGAAUUAUGUUCCACAGAAGAGUAUCCCUAAGGAAGUGCCCCCCGGCACUAAGUCCUCUCCAGGUUGGUCCUGGGAAGCUGGCCCGUUGUCUUCUUCCCCAUCCUCCCAGAAUACACCUCUGGCUCAAGUGUUUGUCCCUUUGGAGUCUGUUAAACCCAGCAGCCUACCGCCUCUCAUCGUGUAUGACCGGAACGGAUUCAGAAUUCUGCUCCACUUUUCCCAGACCGGGGCCCCUGGUCACCCAGAGGUGCAGGUGUUGCUAUUGACCAUGAUGAGCACUGCCACCCAGCCUGUCUGGGACAUCAUGUUUCAAGUGGCUGUGCCGAAGUCUAUGAGAGUGAAGCUGCAGCCGGCAUCCAGCUCCAAGCUCCCUGCAUUCAGUCCGCUGACGCCUCCAGCUGUGAUCUCUCAGAUGCUGUUGCUUGACAAUCCACACAAAGAGCCCAUCCGGUUACGGUAUAAGCUGACAUUCAACCAGGGCGGACAGCCUUUCAGCGAAGUAGGAGAAGUGAAAGACUUUCCAGACCUGGCAGUCUUGGGUGCAGCCUAACUUUUCACGAGACAGACCCUGCCGCUCGAGCUUAGGCCAGUGUGAAUGUUGCUGUCUAGAUAGGACUAAUCACGGUGAUUUAGUGCGGAGUGCCAAGAGUUCUAUCCCGACGUCAGGCUCUGGAUCCCAACCUCUGACUUAUUCUGCAGAUACUACUUGUGUGUGUGUGUGUGUGUGUGUGUGUGUGUGUGUGUGUGUGUGU